CAGAGUGCGGAUCCUCAGUGCGGUCCGGGGGACCCGGUUAUCAAUAUCCGAUCUCUGUGGUGAGGCCUGUGUGGCCAUUAGAGAUGGAUCAGAAGCUAACUGAAUUGAUAGAGUCCCUCACCACUUCUGGUGAACCACAACUAAACCCAGAGCAAUUGAAGGAAUUAAAGAAAAUCUGCAGGUCGUCCGAUGAACAUAUCAGUCAUGUCUACCAUCUGCUAAUGACCCAGUUGAACCAGGAACAUGCCGAGAUUCGGUUGUCCGCCUUUCAGAUCGCCAGUGAGCUCUUUGCGCGCUCACAUCAGUUCCGUACACUGCUGAUCUCCAACUUCCAGGAGUUCCUUGAGCUCACUGUAGAGACGGACUAUGAGCAGCCCCUGCCACCCCCUAAAGAAGUUGCUCAGAAAUUAAAGACCUUGGCAAUCAAAACAGUACAAGAAUGGCAUGAAAAGUAUGGAGAGGCUUACAAGAAGCUGUCAUUGGGAUACCACUUCCUGCAGCAUAACAAAAAGGUAGAUUUUCAGGAUGUGCGAGCCAGGACCUUGGCUGAAAAGAAGAGAGAAGAGGAAAAGAAGAAACGUUUAGAAAAUAUUUACAAGGAGAAGGCUCGGAAAGCCUAUGAGGAGUUGGAAGAAAUGAUGGAAGAGAUUCAGUCAAGCCUGAUGGAAAUUGAGAGCUGUUUUAAACUCCUGUUGCCAGAUCCAGAGGAGUUUUCUCUUUUGUUGGAAGAAAGAGACUUUCACCCGGAAAAGGACAGCAGGGAUAAAGACAUCGCCUCUCGAUCGGAAUCUACCAGUCAGACAAAUCCUCUGUCUUGUGUUGAUGAUGAGCAGCCUUGUUGUAGCAAGGAUUUGCCUCUACAAAAGUUAUCUAGCAUCCCCUGUAAAAACGGAGUUGAGAAAAGUGUUGGCGAAAGUUCUAAGGAGUCUCACUCAGAUGAGUCUGACUGCGACUAUGAACCGCAAGAAGAGGCUUUCCUCAGGGAUCAUGGACUUGGAUCUCACAAGUACACACUCAGCCUGGAAAUACCAACAGAUGUUAACGUAAAUGAAAACGAGAAUAAUACAGAUGUUAUAAACAGUCUGAAGGAUUCGCUUAAGCUUGCUAAGAACAAGUAUUGGCCUGCAGUCCAGUCCUGGAUACAGAUAUUUACCAAGGCAGGAAUAAAUGAUGACCGUCUCAAGUGUGCUAUCGACCUUAAAAUGAAAUUGGAAAACGCAAUGAAGAAACAAAAGGAAAUGAAACUAGAAUUCAACGACAGGACAGGAGAGGUGAGUGCCAGUGAUGAUGACGAUGAAUUUGAAGAGGUUCCUGAGAAAGAAGGUUACGAACCUAAUAUUCCGGACCAUCUUCGCAAGGAGUACGGUCUAGAACCUAAAGUGUCUUCUCCACCUGUGAAGAAGAUGCCGGUGAAAGCACCUCCUUCUCAUGCCCCACGACCCCGUAAAAGAACUGAUGAGUUGAAUGCUGCUUGCAGUGCUGCAACACCAUCUACCUCCAGUGUUUCCGGAGAACCCAGCAGCAAAUGUAAAAAGCAAGCAGAAGAUAAGUCUGUCGCACCUGUUAUUCCCAUUGGACUUGAUCCCCACUAUUUGGGACAGGAGUUGCAGACAGCUGGGAAAAUACUGAGGGUCGCUUCUCAGCAUCGAUUCUGGGCGACUAACGACAUGGAAGAAGAAGUGGAAAGUAAAGAAUUUGAAGCCAUGUUAAAAACACGUUACAUAACAGUUCCAGGGAAAUUUGAACCAGUGACACACAAGUGCCUUCAUCCGCUUCCCAAUGGAAGCCUGUGUGAACGUCAAGAUCGGCGCAAGUGUCCAUUCCACGGGAAGAUAAUUCCACGGGAUGAGCUUGGUGUUCCAGUUAAUCCUGAAGACCGUGUCAGAGAAGAUAAGAUGAAGUUAGAAAAAGAGGCCCAAGAACAAGACUGGAGAGAUCCGGAACUGAUGAGAGAAAUCGAGCAAGCUACAGGAGAAGACCUUGGAUCAUCUAGAUACACGGGAAAAGGGAAGAUUGCCAAAAAGAAAGGAAAGAAAAAAUACCCAAACCUCACAGAUCUGAAGCAAAAAGCCAACACGACUCGCUCCCGGCUAGAGAAAAAAGUGUUUAACACAGGUUCAGUGAAACGAGUGAUAAGCGCAAUGAACCAAAUGGAUCAGAGGCGACAUGAGAAGUUUGCAAACCAGUUUAAUUAUGCAUUAAAUUAAAACGCAAGAGGAAGAUAAACCAUCCAGCCAGCUUCUACAUGGAACACUUAUUUUAAGGACCUUUUAAAGAAAAAUGGUUGUAAUAUAAGUAUAUUUUUCCUAAUGAUAAUGUCUUAACUUAUUUGCAUAAUUUGUUAUACUUUGUAGAUUUUUCUACUCCUAAAAAUG
Pelobates fuscus (common spadefoot toad) is the source of this 2375-nucleotide messenger RNA. RefSeq names its product UV stimulated scaffold protein A (gene UVSSA). Bases 84 to 2207 code for a protein of 707 amino acids. The transcript is spliced from 14 exons. Gene Ontology annotation, cellular component: chromosome. The record is from RefSeq and is a predicted model, not a curated record. NCBI's taxonomy places the organism in Eukaryota, Metazoa, Chordata, Amphibia, Anura, Pelobatidae. Gene Ontology annotation, biological process: transcription-coupled nucleotide-excision repair; response to UV. Gene Ontology annotation, molecular function: RNA polymerase II complex binding.